Messenger RNA from Striga asiatica, 330 nucleotides. The record is from the annotation of a GenBank genome assembly. Lineage: Eukaryota; Viridiplantae; Streptophyta; Magnoliopsida; Lamiales; Orobanchaceae.
AUGGGUGAAAAGAAGAAGGCUGGUGCUAUGCUGGUGAGGCUUGUCUCGGCUGCCGGGACUGGGUUUUUCUACGUGGUGAAAAAGACAAAGAGGCUUCAGAGCAAUAACAUAAAGCUCGAGUUCCGAAAGUACGACCCUCGCUUAGAUGCUACCUAUUAUGAUGAGCUCGAUCGGAUAUUCGAUGAAAUUAAAUUGAGAGCCACCCAAAGAUCGAAUUUGCUUACCAUAUCAGCAUUACUCCUUCCAAAAUUCUUUUUAUCACACAAGUACCUGUGUUCGGCGACUCCUCUUAAACAGCACCAUGAUGACAUGGCAGCACCCGGAAUCUGA